This is a messenger RNA of Scophthalmus maximus (turbot), 2410 nucleotides long. It is a transcript of the gene dennd10, whose product is annotated as DENN domain containing 10. Gene Ontology annotation, molecular function: small GTPase binding; guanyl-nucleotide exchange factor activity. The record is from RefSeq and is a predicted model, not a curated record. Bases 178 to 1233 code for a protein of 351 amino acids. Gene Ontology annotation, biological process: protein transport; regulation of early endosome to late endosome transport. Gene Ontology annotation, cellular component: late endosome. Lineage: Eukaryota; Metazoa; Chordata; Actinopteri; Pleuronectiformes; Scophthalmidae. The transcript has 10 exons.
GAAGGAAAUGAGAUUUUGCAGAGGGGGAAAAGUAGAGGAAAGUCUCUUGACAGCAGAAAUCGCUCGACGCCACCGACUGGAGUUUUACCUUUAUUAUAUUAUUUUCUUCCUCAGUAAAUCCUUCCGGGUUUGCAUCCUGGUAUUUGGAGUCAGUCGGGAGCCAUCGAGGUAUGGAAUAUGGCAACAACUGAAACGCAGUUUAUGUUAAGCGUCGGGUUAAUUGAGAAGGAUGUGAAUGGAGACACACUGUGGGUGUGGUGCUAUCCCUCUGUGGACUCACAGCUGAGGGAGGUCCUGCUCAGUAAGUGCUGUCUAACGCAGCAUGGCCGGGAUUUCCACCCCUUCGUGUUUGGACAGUUCUGUCGUGCCUGGUUCUACAUCAGCACAGUGGAAGUACAGGAACCGACGGCUCUACAGAAGGUCACUCACUUUUCAAUAGUCGUUACAGCAAAAGACUUCAACCCUGAGAAGUAUGCUGCUCUUAGUAGAAUACUCUGCAGGAUGUACGUCAAACAUGGCAGCCCGGUGAGGAUGAUGGAGGCUUACCUCACUGUUCUCACCAAAGGAAUCUGUCAGAGUGAUGAAAAUGGCUCGUUCCUCAUCAAGGACUAUGACGUGCGGAAGGCGUAUCUGGCCGGUUCAGUCAAAGAUAUGGUGUCUCAGUUUGGUAUGGAGACCAUCAUCCUGUAUACCGCUCUCAUGUUAAAGAAGAGGAUCGUCGUCCAUCACCCUCGUAUUGAAGCGUUGUUGGAGUUUACAAGGGUUCUGCCGGCUCUGACGUGGCACAGGAAAGACUGGUCCAUCCUGCACCCGUAUGUUCACCUGACCGACGCUGAACUGGAGGAUUUAAAGAAAUGCCCCGGUUACGUAGCAGGAUUUGUAGAUCCAGAAGUGAGCAACAGGUCAGACUUGUUUGAUGUGUUUGUGAACCUCCCUGACAGCGUCAUCACCGUGUCCCAGAGUGCCAAAGAGGCCAUGGCUAUGGGGAAGCUACACAAAGAUGUCGGCCACCUCAUUGUCCAGUCUGCAGAGGAUGCAGAGAAAUCGGACAGUCAGGUGAUCAAGGACAUCUCUGUUAAGACCACAGAGAUCGUCGCCAACCUGGUGGCCCUGGCUGACGAGUGUGAAGACGCUAAAAUCACACUGGAAGGUUUAAAGCAGCAUUGUUUCCCUCCAGCGACCGAGAACUUCCUCUUUCACUUGGCAGCUGCCGAGCAGCUCUUGAGGAUAUAAACCUGUUUUCCGAUGCUUCGCUGCUGGAGUGUGGAUUCUGGCUCUGCUCUUUUGUACAUGUUGGGAAAAUGAUAGUUUCCGUUUGUACAGACGUCUGCUGUUAUCAUGAGAGUAAGAUGUGAGAUGUAAGACUGUUACCUACAUGUGAAGUAAGUGUCACUAGCAUCAAAUUCCAGCUCGCACUGUUGUGCUAACAUUACUGCUUUCAGACGGCACUGAAGUCUGCACAUUUUCCGGAGGGGCUGUAUGUGAGAACGCACUUAUCCGCAAAUGUUGCUCUCGACAUUGUCCGGGAAUUUUCCUGCCAGACCUUUAGUAAAAUAUCUGGGAUGUCCAAGUGAGCCUAUGUGAGAAUACAGCAGGAAAAUCACUGAAAGAUUCAUGGCGAGCAAGUGUGCGCUCUACCCAGGUGCCACUCUUCACGUGAAUGUUCUGGACAUUUUCCCCUUUGUUGUUAAUGCGUCGGACUCCGAAAAUCUCCUGGUGCGUUCAUCACAUGCAAACGGCAAACGGCAAACUUCGGAAAAUGUCCAGACCUAAUUUUCCGGACACCUCCCAGAGAUUCAUGUCUGAAAACAGGAGACAGCUGGUUCAUCUCUUAGUGCUUUUCAGAUUCCUUGGUCUGAAAGGGUCCGACUUUGAUAUAUUAACAGCAGCUUAAGUAAAUCGGAUGUGACUUAUUACUGAUUACUUAGUUAAUAGAAACUGUGUUGUAUGUUUUUAUUUUUAUAAUCAGAUACGACUGCAAUAGACACAAAACGUGGUUUUAUUUACAUUCUAUUUAAACAAUGUCACCUUUUGUACUAAAGACUCAAGUGUCACAACUGAAAUUUAAGCAGAUUGUUUCAUGAGGCUUUUUCAAACUGUUUUUUUUUUUUAAAUCCUCAUCAAUGCAGCUGAUAAAGUAAUGAUUUACAUUACAUUUAAUAAUGUUUGUCCUACUGUUCAGGUUCAUUUUUAUUUCAUCUAAUUAGAAAUGUUUAGUUACUGCCGAGUACAAUAUCAGCCGCUUUGACAAAAAGGAUGAUUGUGUCCCUCAGUAUUUCAGAUAGGACACACAUACAUGGGAAUGCUCAUGUAAGUUUCACAACAAAAAUGUAUUUUCAUAAAUUGAUGUAACAUUUCCUACCUAUAGAAACACCUAAUAUUCCAACUAAAUAAAUUUAUUAUGAGAAAA